Schistocerca piceifrons (Central American locust) is the source of this 2078-nucleotide messenger RNA. It is a transcript of the gene UBL3, whose product is annotated as ubiquitin-like protein 3. The record is from RefSeq and is a predicted model, not a curated record. Gene Ontology annotation, molecular function: protein binding. The transcript is spliced from 4 exons. NCBI's taxonomy places the organism in Eukaryota, Metazoa, Arthropoda, Insecta, Orthoptera, Acrididae. The coding region runs from base 322 to 690 and encodes 122 amino acids.
UGGAGUUCGCCAUUUUCGUUGGUUGGAGCCACUGCUUCUUGCCCGUGUGCCCAGGAAAAGUGUAAAAUUAUUUGGUUUCGUAUAAAAAAUGCAAGUUUCACAUCCGUAGAAGAAUGGAUAGAUAACGUGGUUCGAUAUUAUUCUCGUCACUUCGCUAAACUGUGCGUCAUUAUGGCGUAAUAAGAAGUUUAGUGUUGUGUGUUAAUGUUGCUCAUUUUCGUCUGCUGCCACCAGCUGCUUGGUGCUACGAAAAAAAUCAACUCCCUGGGAAAUUAGCCAUCCACUUCUACGCUUAUUGGUUUAAACGACGCAAUUUCUAAGAUGAGCUCCAGAAACAUACCAGCGGACAAGAUCAACUUGCGGCUCAUACUGGUCAGCGGCAAGACGAAGGAGUUCCUGUUCAGCCCGAGCGACUCGGCCGGCGACAUCGCGCAGACCGUCUUCGACAACUGGCCGGAAGAUUGGGCAGAAGAAGCAGUGGCCAAGGCAGAAAUUCUUAGACUAAUAUACCAGGGACGGUUCCUGCACAGUAACGUGACACUUGGAGCUCUAGGUCUGCCGUUUGGCAAGACGACAGUAAUGCAUCUCGUUCCCAGGGAGAAUCUACCAGAACCUAAUUCACAAGAUCAACGCCAGAAGAGUAAGGGUGGUGGAAGCAGUUGCUGUUCGGCAUCGUGUUGCAUACUCUAAUGUAUUGCAAGAUAACAUUGUGAUGACUUUACCAGGGAUUGGUGCAUUGACAGUUUAGGACAGAAAUGCCUACGUACAUAGUCAGGCACCUCAAGUAUUACUAUUGACUUAAACAAGCAAAGCAGCUCCCCCUGACAGAAGAUAAAGAUCUUGUGAGAUUUCAUAUUGUUGUGAUAUUCAAGUAGCAUAACAGAAAAUUUUAAAAAUGAAGAAGAGAGUUUUUUUAGUGGGAGGAUAUGUGAUAGUGGAGACUGAUUGCCCAUUGCAGUGAAAUGUACAGUGAAAGAAAUUAAGUUUCUGUGUUACUUUAUUUUUGUAUUAAAAUUCUAAUAUUAAUCUUCUCAAUUCCUAUUCUUUUAUGUACCAUAAAUAUUAUGGUACAAUUUUACUCAUCAGAUGUAUGUUAUACAGAUUACCUAUGUUACAGGACUUAUAUGUAGAAGGAAUGUGAUUUUCUUUCAUUCUAAGAAGAAAAUUCUUUGCACUACAUAGUUUCCUACUCAUUGUUAGAAUAACUCAACAGAAACUGCUGGUAAUUGUACAGAGAGCAUCUUAUUACCAGCAAGUGACUUUGAGUGCCAGACAUUUACAUUUUAUCAUGUGCUGUUGAUGUGAAUAUGGAUACGAUACUGCUGAAUUUCUUCAUGAAUAUGACCGGUGUAGCGUAGCUUCUAAUAAGAAUCUGUAGCUGUCAGAAGAAUAAUGGCACACAAAUUCCUUAUGUUGAUUCCUGCUUUGUUUAACUACUGAUUUAAAUUUGUAUGAAAGGAUCAGUAUUUUAAUGGUAUUGGAAGAAAACUUUUCUCAUCAUUCCUAAAUGCAGAAGAUAUAUUUUCUGCUGUUAUUUUUGUUUUGCUUCCAGAGAAAUGACAUAAGUACCAUUUGUUAUACUAAGAUUUAUUUGUAUUUAGGAAAUUGUGUAGGAAAUAUCAUUACCCAUAAUGCAUGUUAACAUCCCAAAUCCUUCUUGUGGUUACUUGGGCGCAGAAGUGAGAAGCAAGAAUGUUACUCUGAUAAGCUAAAGAAAAAGAAGCAUACUGUGUAAUGAGGGGAGAAAGGAAGAAAAAAAUGUGUCCCACAAUUUCCAUUUGAAAUGCACUUCAAAUAAAUAUAUCGAACUUAUUGGAAAUAUUUAUGCAUUAACCUGUAUAUUAUAAAACAUGGUUAAUUAAGUGUGACAGUAAUUUUAUGUAGUUUAUACUUUUGUUGAAUGAAAAUACUUUUAAAAUGAAUAUAAAUUUCAGUACCUUUUGAAGGUAAUGCAACUAGUGGCCUAUGUUACAAAAAAGUUUGUUUAAAUCAUUGUUAACAUUAUCCGUCAUAAUUCACAUAGAUAUUCUGUUACAUGGAGAAUUGGUCCAUGAGGAUAUUUAAAAAAAAAAAGAAAC